This is a messenger RNA of Punica granatum (pomegranate), 1453 nucleotides long. NCBI's taxonomy places the organism in Eukaryota, Viridiplantae, Streptophyta, Magnoliopsida, Myrtales, Lythraceae. The record is from RefSeq and is a predicted model, not a curated record.
AGGGAGGGAAGUAGAACUAACAAGAAAGCCCGACCAAUUGAGAAGGUUCUAGCUCGCUUACGAAAUCAGCCCUGUGCACACGUGUCACCAUCUCCGGCCACCUUAAACUGACGAGAGAGAGAGAGAGAGAGAGAGAGAGAUUAUGAAGGUGCUAACGCUGAUAAAUGGUAGACCGAAAACCUUCACUCCGCCAUUAACGGACCAGCCUUCCUGCCUUCAUUCUUCAAUUCAAUCUUCUCGGCCAAUUCGCGAAUUCUCACUGCGGAGACCUCUGAAGGAAUAGUACAAUGGAGAGGGAAAGACAAGCCAGGGACACUUUCUUCAACAUUGAUCACCCGUCUAGAAGCUUCCCCGGGUUUGGAGAUUUCCCUAGCCUUGUUGGGGGCAGGGAUCUAUUUGAUGACCCAUUUUUUACCCGGCCAUUCGGCAGCUUUGGUGGAGGAGAUCCAUUUCACAAUCUCUUCCGGCCAGUCGGCAGCAUAUUUGACUCCAACGUGAGCAAUGGCUCCAUGGAUGAUGCUUCAAAUUCUGGUUCUAACAAAGGUGUUGUCAUUGAAGAACUGGACUCUGAUGAUGAGAGCGAACUCACUGCAAAAGCAGCUACAAUGGCUACAGAGGAGCACUAUGUAGGUGAUCAAAAGCACAAACUUGUGAGCGGGGAACCCUGGGUUGAGCACCCAGACAAUGGUGCCGAAGCAAAGAAAAGUAUGAUGCUGAACAGCAGAAGCGACCAUAGCAGGGCUCAAAGGACUCAGGAUCAGACUAAAAACUUCAGUGUACAGACUUCUAAAGUUACCUAUGGGGGUGUCAAUGGAGCUUACUAUACUUCAAGUAGGACUAGAAGCAGAGGCAGUGAUGGGGUGGUACUGGAGGAAAGCAAGGAAGCAGAUAGAAGUACUUGUCAAGCAACGCAUAGGAUUUCUAGGGGUAUAAAUGAUAAGGGUCACUCCGUCACAAGGAAGCUCAACUCUGAUGGUAAAGUGGACACAGUGCAGACACUGCAUAAUCUAAAUGAAGAUGAGUUGGCAAGUUUCGAGAGAUCAUGGACGAAUAGUGGGAGAGACCAUUUGCCUAAUCAGAAUAAUGUUCAUGACGCACGGCUAAGUGAAGGUGAUGCUCUGGGAAGUUGGAGACGUCCAUUUGUGGACCGUGGGAGGUUCAGGUCAGAUAAUUCCACAAAUAGCAGUAAAAAGGUGGUUAGGAUAAAUAUUGACUGAGCUACAUAUGCUCCAUUUACUUUUAAAUAGUAUGUAUAUACAUAUACACAGGUGCAGUUUGUCAGGGUGAAGAUUUCGUUUCUUGCUAGAGGUGAGCAUCUGAUGAUGAUAUGGUUGUACCACUGUAUGAAUAAAUUGUCAUAAGUUUUGAGAAUUUGUGUUCCGUGCGGUUAGAAAACGUGCGUGUUUUUCCUUGUAUAGGUUCUAUUAAGGAACAAUAGACAGUUUGAUGGACA